Molecule: messenger RNA, 1345 nt
Organism: Chenopodium quinoa (quinoa)
Lineage: Eukaryota; Viridiplantae; Streptophyta; Magnoliopsida; Caryophyllales; Amaranthaceae
Exons: 2
Coding region: 48-1139 (363 amino acids)
Molecular function (GO): zinc ion binding
Source: RefSeq, a predicted model, not a curated record
UUCUGAUUGUAUAUGUAUGUAUUUGUCAGUUUGAGUAUGAGAUAGCCAUGGAGUCUAUAAAAUUUCUUGAUGAAGCUGCAUAUGAGUACUUAGUGACUAUUCCUCCCAAGCAUUGGUGUAGACAUGCUUUUCCACCUACUGCCAAGUCCAACAUGUUGUUGAACAACAUGUGUGAGACUUUCAAUGCAGUAAUCAGGCCUGCAAGAGAUAAACCAAUCCUCACCCAAAUGGAAUGGAUGAGGAGGUAUAUAAUGAACAGGAAUAAUGAAAAGUGGGAGGAUGCCAAAGAUAUACAUAGUAACUUAGUGCCAUAUGUCAGGCAUGUUCUGCAUAGGAUAGAUUUUGUGGCUAGGGGGUGUGUGGUACAGCCAUCAAGGGACAACACAUAUGAAGUGCAGCUUAAGGAUGACCAAGUGUUGGUUGACUUGGAGAAAGAAACAUGCACAUGUUACCAUUGGGAACUAACUGGGAUACCUUGUGUUCAUGCUUAUGCAUGCAUGCUAGAUAUGAGGGGUGACAUAGAGGCUUAUGUUGACCCAUACUACACAAUGGAAACAUACAGAGCUGCUUAUGAACCAAUUGUCCUCCCAAUGCCAGGUCCCAAACACUGGGAGAAAGUCAAAAUGAGAGAACCAUUACCCCCUGCAUUUAAAGUGCAGCCAGGCAGACCAAAAAGCAAGAAAAGGAAGCUUGAGCCAGGGGAAUGUUCAACUGCAAGUAGCUCAAUAAAGAGGAAGAAGCAAUGCAAACACUGUUGGGGUUUUGGGCAUUAUGCCAAGACCUGCAAACUACCUCCAGCACCAGCAACAGAGCUGGUAAAGGCAGUAGGCAGACCCCCCUUGAAUACACCUUGGAUGGUAGAGGAGAGAAAAAAGAAAGAGCUCAGGGCUGCAAAAAAGGCUGCAACAGAGGCAGGAGUUGGAAGACAACCUACCUCAACCCAACCAACCUCCAGUCAAUCAAAAACAAAGAAGAGGGCUAUCUCCAGUCAACCUAGCCCAAGUCAGCCAAACCCAAAGAAAGAGCCUCCAACCAAGGCAAGAACCCCCUCAAGUCAGCCUGCAGCACAACCAGCUCAGCAAACAGGUGUUGUGACAAGGGGCAAGAUGCAGACCUUCAAGAUGAACCUCACCCAGUGAAUUCAUGUGUCUAAUUAGUGAACAGUGUUUAUCAGUGAACAAUUUGUUAGUUUUAUGUAUGAUUUGGUAGAUUUCCUAUGGGUUUGAUUACCAUAUGACAUUUUAAAACUUGUAUUUCUGAUUUGCAUUGCUUUAAGGCAGUAUAAAGUAAGCUUCUUUUGUCAAACUACUUUUGAAGUGCUUACUUAUUUUGCCAAUGAAAAAAG